AUGACCAAACAGCCAGCUAUUCACCAUGACUCACAUGUUCAAAAAUCACUAGAAACUUUUGGGUCAAUCCUACAAAACCAAACUAGUGCCAUUCAUCAUUUAGUAAACCAAUAUAAGCAUUCACAAUUCAGUCAGAAUCAAUUGAAGAAAUCAUUAAAUAUACUAAACACUGCCUUAUUGAAAAAUGGGAAAAUUGUGAUAUCUGGUAUCGGGAAAUCUUAUAAAAUUGCUGCAAAGACUGUCGCCACAAUGAACUCUUUAGGAAUGCAUUCAGCUUUAUUACAUCCUUCAGAAGCAUUACAUGGUGAUCUUGGUAUUUUGAGAAAAGAAAAUAAUGAUUGUUUGAUAAUAAUAUCAUCUUCAGGGAAAUCUCCAGAAAUAUUACAAUUACUACCUCACAUCUCUUAUGAAAUACCCAUCAUCUUGUUAACAAAUAAGAAGAACUCCAUAUUAUCCUCACAUCCUCAAGUUAAAUCAUUACUUUAUGCUGAACUGCCUUCUCAAUUAACAGAACAAAGCAUUUACGGGUUAACUGCUCCAACAAUUUCAACUACAUUAUGUCUAACUUUAGCAGAUGCAGUUUCGAUCGCAUUGGCUGAACUUCAUGUUGCUGAUUUAAGUGAAAGGAAAAGAAUAUUUGGUGAAAGACACCCUGGUGGUGCAAUUGGUGAAGCGUAUGGAAACGUUUUAUCUUCACAUAAUUCCUCAAUGCUGAAUACUCCAAGUUAUAGUUCAAGCUCGUUAAGUUCUGGAACAGGUUCAAACUCAAAUUUUUCUCCAGCUUUAAAUCCAACUAAUUCAAUCAGCUCAGAUGAUGAUGAACCGAAAUUAGAAGAUUUACCUAAAGUUGUUUUCGAUAUUGGUUAUGAAAAUGAUGUUCAAGGUCAAGAAUUAAUUAGAGCUGCUAAAGAAUCAAAAAAUGUUGGCCAAAUUUCUGGGUUUUUCAAAUCUGAAGAGGAGAUUUUACAAAGUAUUGUGCUUUAUGAUUUCGUGGUAUUCAGUCAAUCGUUUGUUAUUGCAUCUGAUCGUUUAAAAGAGGUUUAUAAACUGGUUCAUGAGCAUCAAUAUGAGAAUUCUACUGACAAAUUUGAAGAAUUGAAAUGGAGAAUCAAGGAGAACUUGUCUAGGUAUUAUUAA
Hansenula anomala is the source of this 1137-nucleotide messenger RNA. RefSeq names its product SIS domain-containing protein. The transcript has a single exon. The record is from RefSeq and is a predicted model, not a curated record. Gene Ontology annotation, biological process: carbohydrate derivative metabolic process. Gene Ontology annotation, molecular function: carbohydrate derivative binding. NCBI's taxonomy places the organism in Eukaryota, Fungi, Ascomycota, Saccharomycetes, Phaffomycetales, Wickerhamomycetaceae. Bases 1 to 1137 code for a protein of 378 amino acids.